This is a messenger RNA of Paraphaeosphaeria sporulosa, 2000 nucleotides long. RefSeq names its product 4-coumarate-CoA ligase 2. Bases 284 to 1969 code for a protein of 561 amino acids. Gene Ontology annotation, molecular function: CoA-ligase activity. The record is from RefSeq and is a predicted model, not a curated record. The transcript has 2 exons. Lineage: Eukaryota; Fungi; Ascomycota; Dothideomycetes; Pleosporales; Didymosphaeriaceae.
GACGCGGUGGAGGUGCGUGACGAUCUCUUCCUCUUUCGGAUAGCUUCUCCAGUGCGCCAAACGCUUCCGCUCCCCUCCCCACGAUCCCUUUCCCCGCACCAAAUCGACUCGUGCAUCAUGAAUAUCUGCGGUCACUUGCGCUCUACCCCGAGGCAAACGUUAGCGCUAAAUACACGUAAAAUGUACACAAUGAAGGAACCCGCACUCUGUCCGUCCAAGCCUGCUGGCCUUGCAACGCCGUUUCCAACUGGACACAGGAGACCAAUACUGGAACAACGUCAAAAUGGUCAUCUUUAAAUCAAGGCAGCCGCCGAUUGAUUUGCCUACGGAACUCACUGACUGGGACUGGCUGUUUGAUUCAAAAUACUCGCCAAUCAACAAAUUCCCACCCAACGAGCUCAAUGGUUUCCAGAAUGCAGUUACCAAGGAACGCGUCAGCUGGCUAGACGUGAAGAAUUACUCUACAUACAUCUCAACCGCACUAGUCAAGCGUUACGGCCUCCGAGAAGGCGAGACAAUCUCAUUGUUCAGUCAGAACACCGUAUGGUAUCCCGUGGCGAUGUUUGCGGGCUUGCGAGCGGGAGCUAAAAUCUCCGGAGCGAGCCCUGCUUACAAUAUUGAAGAGAUGGCUUUUGCGCUUAAGACGGCCGAUGCAAAGUUUCUGAUGACCACUCCGGGUAGCAUGGAAGUUGCAAGCAAAAGCGCUGAGGCGGCUGGCUUACCAAAAAGCAACAUCUUUCUGCUCGAAGGAGAAGUCCCUGGCUACACUACUAUACAGGAGUUGAUCAAGGUUGGCCAGUCAUACGGAGAACAAGGUCAAGCUCCAGCAUUCAAGUUGCCACCUGGAAAGAAAAACAAGGAUGUCUGCGGAUUUCUCUCUUUCAGCUCGGGUACAACGGGCUUGCCAAAGGCUGUCAUGAUAAGCCACCAAAACGUAAUUGCACAGUGUCUGCAAAUCGAGCAGAUCACGCCCAAUACCCAUAAGAAGAUUAUGGCUGUCCUUCCGUUAUUCCACAUCACCGGACUUGUACACCAGAUGCACCUCCCCAUCCUGCUAAAUGCAGAAGUGAUCAUGCUGCCGCAGUUCACGAUGGAGGGGAUGCUCAACACCAUCGUAGAGUAUCAGCUAGGAGAGCUCCUUCUCGUGCCCCCCAUUCUGAUUCGACUGGUGCGCGACCCUAUAGUCGACAAGUAUGACCUCUCGCACGUCACCCGAUUUUCCUCUGGCGCCGCGCCCUUGAGCGAGGAGAUCAUCCAGCUGUUGCAAAAGAAAUUCCCGAACACCGGUUUUAAGCAAGGCUACGGCAUGACCGAGAGUUGUUCUUGUAUUACGGCUCACCCCCCGGAGAAGUAUGCGUACAAGUACGCGCAUUCUGGAGGUGCAGUCUGCGCUUCAACCGAGGUCAAGAUACUGAAAGAAGACGGGACCGAAGGUGAUGUGGGUGAAGUGGGAGAAAUUCUAGCAAGAGGACCGCAGGUCGUCAUGGGUUAUCUCAACAACGAAAAAGCGACGAGGGAUACCUUCGACGAAGACGGCUUCUUGCACACCGGCGAUCAAGGCUUGAUUGACGAAGAGGGAAUGAUUCACAUCACAGACCGCAUCAAGGAGCUUAUCAAAGUAAAAGGCAUCGGUGUUGCUCCAGCAGAGCUCGAAGACCUACUUCUCGGCCACGACAAGGUUGAGGAUGUAGCUGUGAUGGGUAUUCUGGAUGACUACUCAGGUGAACUGCCGAAGGCAUUCGUGAAGCUAAAGGAUGGUGUGCAGGCAGAUACGGCUGUAGGGAAGGAACUGAUCGGCUUUGUGAAGGAGAAGAAGGUGAGGCAUAAGUGGGUUAAGGAGAUUGAGUUCAUCCCGGAAAUACCGAAGAGUGCUAGUGGUAAGAUUCUGAGGAGGGUGUUGAGGGACAAAGAGAGGAGUGGGAAGGACAGAGGCGUGGUCGUCAAGGAUGAAGCUAGGGCUAAGCUCUGAGGGGAGCUGAGACUGAGAUGCUUUUGCCUAC